Molecule: messenger RNA, 17563 nt
Organism: Gavia stellata (red-throated loon)
Lineage: Eukaryota; Metazoa; Chordata; Aves; Gaviiformes; Gaviidae
Gene: EPPK1
Product: epiplakin 1
Exons: 3
Coding region: 1-17454 (5817 amino acids)
Biological process (GO): wound healing; intermediate filament bundle assembly
Cellular component (GO): cytoskeleton; cell junction; cytoplasm
Molecular function (GO): keratin filament binding; structural molecule activity
Source: RefSeq, a predicted model, not a curated record
AUGGAGAGCAAGCCAGCAGUGAAUGGCCAUGCUGCCCCCAUCUCUCACCAGGAGGACAUGCCAGGAGCAAACUGCUUGUGCCGGGACGUACUGCCUUGCAAACAGAAAAAAGCAGCUGAUGGGGAUGUGAUGGUGCUGGAUGCUUCUAGUGAGCCCUCGGAGGCAGCUGGCAGCAUUGCUGGAGUGUAUGUGGAGGCUUCUAAGAAGAUAAUGAGCUUUUAUGAUGCCACCAGAGAGCACCUUCUGAGUUUGGAUUCGGCACUCUGUCUUCUCGAGGCCCAGGCAGCCACGGGCUUCAUCACUGACCCGGUGAAGAACAGGCGUGUGUCUGUAGCAGAAGCCACGCAGCUGGGACUGGUGGGGCUGGAGCUGAAGGAGAGGCUGCUCUCUGCAGAGAAAGCUGCUACUGGCUUUGCGGACCCCUACACAGAAGAGAAAAUCUCCCUCUACCAGGCCAUCCAGAAGGACCUGAUCGGGAGGGAGCAAGGUAUUCGGCUGCUAGAGGCCCAGAUUGCAACCGGAGGCAUCAUUGACCCAGCCACCGGCUGCCGGCUCCCCCCAGAUGUUGCCUGUGAGAGGGGAUAUUUAAAUGAAGAGAUGAGACAGCUCCUCUCUGACCCCAGCAAUGAGGACAGCAAAGGGUUCCUCAACCCCAGUACUAUGGAGAGGGUCACUUAUAUGGAGCUUGUAAAGAGGUGUGUCGUUGAUCCGGCCUCAGGCUUCCUCCUCUUGCCCCUGCAAAUCACGUUCCCAGGGCUGGGAGGGAGGGUGAGCAGCAGGGAUCUGCUGGACGCUGGCAUCAUCAGCCCUGACACGUUCAGAGGUCUUGAGGAGGGAAGAGUUUCUGCCCAGGAGGUAGCAGAGGACAACUCUGUACAGCAGUUCCUGCACGGGACAAGGAGCGUGGCUGGUGUUGUCCUGCCUUCCAGUGAGCGGAAGAGCCUUUACCAGGCACUGAGAGAGCAUCUCCUCGUGCCUGGUGCUGCUCUGAUGCUCCUGCAAGUCCAGGCCUCCACCGGCAGCCUGACGGACCCCAUAAAGAACAAAAGCUACUCAGUUGAUGAGGCUGUCAGGGUUGGUCUCAUCGGCCCAGAGCUUCAUGAGAAACUGUCUUCAGCUGAGAGGUCCAUCACUGGAUACAGGGAUCCCUACACUGGAGAAAUGCUCUCUCUGUUCCAAGCCAUCAGGAAGGGCUUUAUCCCCAAGGAUCAUGGCAUUUGCCUUCUGGAGGCCCAGAUGGCCACGGGGGGUAUAAUUGCUCCAGGCAGGCACCUCCGUGUCCCCACAGAGACAGCUUGCAAGUGGGGGUACCUGGAUGAGGCCACAAGACAGCUCCUCUCCAGUCCUACCGAUGACAUGAAAGGGUUCUUCGACCCCAGCUCCAAGGAGAAGAUGAUCUAUGCAGACCUGCUCAAGCAUUGUGUCACUGAUCCCAAAACGGGGCUCCUUCUGCUGCCACUUGCUGGAGAAAGCAGAGAAGGAUCCGAGGGAACCCACCUCUUCUUUGACCAUAGGACCCAGACAGCUCUGGAAAACACACAGGUACCCAUUGGUUUAGGUAAAUUCAAGGGAAAGUCGGUGUCUCUCUGGAAACUCCUCUUCUCAGACUACAUCCAGGGUGAGCGAAGAGCUGCUCUCACCCAGCAGUACCUUGCAGGAACGCUCUCUACACAAGAACUGGGUAAGGCAGUCAGUGCCACCAUUGAGGAAAUGGCUUCCACUGCUAAUGUCACCUUUGAAGGACUGAGGGACCAGGUGACAGCUGACCAGCUCCUGAGCUCUGAAAUCAUCAACAAAGAUUUGUUUAAGAAACUGAAGGAGGGAGAAACAUCAGCCAAAGAAGUUGUCAGCAUGGACACUGUCAAAAAGUACCUGCAAGGAACAGGUAGCAUUGGUGGGCUCCUGCUUCCUGACUCCCAGGAGAAGAUCAGCAUCUACCAGGCAAAGCGGAAAGGACUCUUAAGGCCAGGAACAUCACUGAUCCUUCUGGAGGCACAGGCUGCUACUGGAUUUAUCAUUGACCCAGCUGCCAACAAAAGGUAUUCUGUGGAUGAGGCAUUAAGAGCGAACGUCAUUGGCCCAGAUGUUUAUGAUAAGCUACUGACUGCAGAGAAAUCAGUCACCGGCUACAGAGAUCCUUACUCAGGAAACAAGAUCUCCCUCUUCCAGGCCAUGAAGAAGGAGCUCAUCGUCAAGGAGCACGCUAUCCGCCUGCUCGAGGCCCAGAUCGCCACCGGCGGCAUCAUCGACCCCGUCAACAGCCACCGCAUCCCUGUGGAGGUGGCCUACCGGCGCGGCUACUUCGACAAGAAGGUGAACUUAAUCCUUUCUGAUCCCACCGACGACACCAAGGGCUUCUUCGACCCCAACACCCACGAGAACCUCACCUACCUGCAGCUGAAGGAGAAGUGCAUCACAGAGUCCUCCACUGGGCUCUGCCUCCUUCCUCUGAACAGCAGGAAGCGCCAGUUCAUUGAUGACACCACCAGACGGGUGUUCAGGAGCUCCUGGCUGCCGGUCAGGUUUGGGCGGUUACGGGGGGAGAAGGUCUCUGUGUGGGACUUGCUGAACUCCGAGUACUUCAGCGAGGGGAGGCGCCGGGAGAUAUUCAACCACUACCAGCUGAGGAAGCUCACCCUGGAGCAAAUCCGGAUCAUGUUGGAGGAGGAAAUGAAAAAAUGGGCCCCCAUCAAAUUCCCAGCCAUGAGAGGCAGCGUCAGCGCUUACCACCUGAUGGAAACAGGUGUCAUUGACAAGGCCCUGUUUGAGAAGGUGUUGGAGGGAUCCGUCACACCGGAGGAAGUCCUGCGCAUGGACUCUGUCAGAAAGUACCUCUAUGGCUCUGGCAGCAUUGGGGGGAUUGUACUCCAGCCGUCAAACCAGAGGAUAAGCAUUUAUGAGGCCAUGAAGAAAAACAUUGUGGUACCAGGAGUAGCCCUCCCACUGCUAGAGGCCCAGGCUGCCACAGGCUUCAUCAUUGACCCAGUCAACAACCAGAAACUCUGUGUGGAUGACGCCAUCAAGGAGGGAGUCAUUGGGCCAGAAGUCCAUGAGAAGCUGCAGCAUGCAGAAGGGGCUGUAACAGGCUAUAAAGAUCCUUUCACAGGCAAGAAGAUACCCCUCUUCCAGGCGAUGAAGAAGGGCCUGAUUCCUGACAAACAGGCCAUGCAGUUGAUGGAGGUGCAGAUGGCUACAGGAGGCAUCAUUGACCCAACAUGUGGCCACCAUAUCCCCAUAGAAUCUGCCCAGAAGCGAGGGUGCCUGGAUGAGGACACAAGCAAGGCCCUUUCUAAGCCCAGUGACAACAGAGCCUUCUGCACCCCAGACAGCAAAGAGACCGUCACCUAUGCCGAGCUAAUCAAGCGCUGCCAGAAGGACGAGAUCUCUGGCUUCCACUUGCUGCCUCUGCCACAGACAGCUGCUCCUGCCUACACCGACGAACAAAUCCAACGGAUUUUUAAGGAAACUGUGGUGAAGGAAAAAGGGGUCUCCCUCUGGGACCUAAUCCACUCUGGGUAUUUCACUGAGGAGCAGAGGAGCGACUUCAUGGAGAGGUUCAGGUCUGAGGAAAUGCCACUGCAGCAGCUGGUUGCUCUUGUGUUCAGACUGGUUGGGGAGAUGGAAAUGAAAGCCUGCACGCACAUCACCCUGGAAGGCUUGCGGGGCAGUGUCCCUGCAGUCUGGCUGCUGGAUGCUGGCAUCAUUACUGAGAAGACAUUUGAAGAACUGGCUCAGGGCAUAAGAACUCCCGAGGAAGUGGCUGCCAUGGAGAGUGUGAAGAGGUACUUGCAGGGCACAGGCAGCAUUGCUGGGGUAUUCAUAGAGGCAUCCAAAAAGAAGAUGAGCUUUUACGAUGCCAUGAAAAAUGAUCUCCUCCUCCCUGGGGCUGCUCUGAGGCUGCUAGAAGCCCAGGCAGCCACAGGAUACCUAACUGACCCAGCAACAAACCGGAGACUCAACGUGAGGGAUGCUGUGAAAGCAGCUGUUGUUGGUGAAGAGCUCACCGAAAAACUUCUUCUAGCUGAGAGGGCAGCGACUGGCUACACAGACCCCUACACGGGGAGCUCCAUCUCACUAUGCCAAGCACUCAGGAAAGAGCUGAUUCCCCUGGGAGAUGCUAUUCCCUUGCUAGAGGCCCAGCUGGCUACAGGAGGGGUCAUUGAUCCCAUUCACCACCAUCACCUUCCGCUCCAGGCUGCAUGCAGAUAUGGCUUCUACGAUGAGGACCUGAACCAGACCCUCUCUCAGCUGAAUGACAGCACCAAAAUCUUUUUUGAUCCAAACACAAAGGAUAAUGUGACCUACCAGCAGCUGAAGGACAGGUGCAUUCAUGAGGCUGAGUCAGGUCUCUGGCUCCUUCCUCUGUCAGAAAACGCGAUGUUCUGUGUGGAUGAACAAACCAUGGAGGUGCUGAAAUCUGUGACUGUUUGUGUCAACAUAGGGCGGUUCAAAGGACAGACAGUGUCAGUCUGGGACCUUCUCAACUCUGAAUACCUCUCAGACCGCAAGAGAAGAGAGCUAGUGCAAAAGUACAAAGAUGACAAUACUGAAGUGCUACGUGAAAUCGUAACAAUUGUCACCACAAUCAUCAAUGAGACUGAGACACAAGGCAAGAAGUUUGCAUUCAAGGGCCUGCGGAAAAGAGUAUCCGCCAGUGACCUCUUCCAGUCUCAACUGAUAGACAAAAAAACCCUCGAUGAGCUCAACCAGGGGAAGAAAACAGUCAAAGAAGUCACUGAAAUGGACUCUGUCCGCAGGUACCUGGAGGGCAGCAAUUUCAUAGCAGGGGUCCUUAUACAGCCAAGCAACGACAAGAUGAGCAUCUACCAGGCCAUGAGGAAGGGCAUCCUGAGGCCUGGGACAGCAUUGGUGCUGCUGGAGGCACAGGCUGCCACUGGCUACAUCAUUGACCCAGAGAAAAACAAGAAGUUUUCAGUGGAGGAAGCAUUAACUGCAGGUUUAAUUGGAGGGGAGAUUUUUGAAAAGCUACUCUGUGCAGAAAGAGCCGUGACAGGCUACACCGACCCCUACACAAAAGCCCCAAUGUCCCUAUUUGAAGCUAUGAACCAAGGACUGAUUGUGAAGAGCCACGGUAUCCGCCUGCUCGAGGCCCAGAUCGCCACCGGCGGCAUCAUCGACCCCGUGCACAGCCACCGUAUCCCCGUAGAGGUGGCCUACCAGCGUGGCUACUUUGACCAGGAGAUGAACCAGAUCCUCUCCGACCCCACCGACGACACCAAGGGCUUCUUCGACCCCAACACCCACGAGAACCUCACCUACAUGCAGCUCCUGGAGAGAUGUGUCCAAGAUUCAGAGACUGGGUUGUACAUGCUGCAAGUUGUACAGGAAGGAGGAAAGUACUUCUACAUUGAUGAACUUACAAAACAGGUUUUGCGCUCAAAGCCCCUUGAAGUGAAAGUUGGAAAGUUUAAGGACCAAACAGUUUCCGUCUGGGAAAUUCUCUGCUCUCAUUACGUCUCCGAGCAGAAAAGGAAAGAACUAGUGAUGCAGUACAAAUGCAAAACCGUCACACUGGAAGAUCUUAUAACCCUCAUCCUCAAAAUAAUUGAGGAUGCAGAGCAAAAAGCAGAAGCCCUCAAGGUUAAAGGACUCCGGGGGGAUGUGUCAAUAUCAGAAUUGUUUAACUCUGAGAUCAUUGACAAGAAAACUCUAGAUCAGCUCCAGGAUGGGAGUCUCACGCUUGCCAGUCUCACAAAGAGGGAGACCAUCAACAGGUACUUGGAUGGCACUGGAUGCAUUGCUGGGGUUCUACUCCCAUCAAGGAAAGAGAAGAUGAGCAUCUACCAGGCCCUGAAAAAGGGCUUACUCACAGAGCAAUGUGCCCUGGGGCUGCUGGAGGCACAGGCUGCCACUGGUUUUCUCAUUGACCCACUGAAAAAUAAGAAGCUUUCCGUGGAUGAGGCUGUCUCGUCGGGGCUGGUGGGCAGCAACUUGCACAAGAAGCUCCUGUUGGCAGAGAAAGCUGUGACAGGAUACACAGAUCCUCAUGCAGGAAAUAAAAUAUCCCUCUUCCAGGCCAUAAGGCAAAAGAUAACAGUCAAGGAGCACAGCAUCCACCUGCUUGAGGCCCAGCUCGCCACUGGUGGCAUCAUUGACCCCACGCACAGCCACCGCCUCCCUGUGGAGGUGGCCUACCGUCGUGGCUACUUGGAUGAAGAUAUGUUUCUCCUACUUUCUGAUCCAGAUCAUGGUAGCAAAGGUUUUAUAGAUCCAAACACUCAUGAGAAAAUCAGUUACAGUCAGCUCCUACAGAGAUGUUCCAAAGACAGAGAUACUGGAUUGUACCUGCUGCAAGUCAUGGAAAAAGAUGAUGACUAUUUCUACAUUGACGAGCAAACAAAAAAUGCCCUAUUAUCUACAAAGGUACAAGUGCCUAUUGGAAAAUACAAAGGACAUGUAUUAUCACUGUGGGAACUUCUCUGUUCUGAGUACAUCACAGAAGACAAAAGAAAAGAACUGGUGAAAAAAUAUAAAGAGGAAUCCCAUCACAUUAUACAAGGAAUCAUUGAUACAAUACUAAAUAUCAUUAAAGAAAAAGAAGAGCACAGGAGUGAUGUCUGGUUCCAAGGACUCAGACAACAGAUAACAGCAUCAGAACUCCUCAGAGCACAGAUAAUUACAGAAGAAACAAUGGAAAAACUCCAUGAAGGAAAAGAGACGGCACAAGAAAUAGCACAAAUGGACAGUGUGAGAAGAUACCUUGAGGGAACUGGAAGCAUCGCCGGCGUGCUGGUGCCCUCCAAGGCCGACCCCGCCAAGAUGGAGAAGAUGAGCAUCUACCAGGCCAUGUGGAAGGGCAUCCUGAGACCAGGGACAGCGCUGGUGCUGCUGGAGGCACAGGCUGCCACCGGCUUCGUUGUCGACCCGCUCACCAACAAGAAGCUUUCCGUGGACGAGGCCGUCUCGUCCGGGCUGGUGGGCAGCGAGCUACAAAAAAAGCUUCUUUGCGCAGAGAGAGCUGUGACAGGUUACACUGACCCCUGCACAGGACAAAAGAUGUCACUCUUCCAGGCCAUGAAGAAGGAGCUCAUUGUCAAGGAGCACGGCAUCCGCCUGCUCGAGGCCCAGAUCGCCACCGGCGGCAUCAUCGACCCCGUGCACAGCCACCGCCUCCCCGUGGAGGUGGCCUACCGGCGCGGCUACUUUGACCAGGAGAUGAACCAGAUCCUCUCCGACCCCACCGAUGACACCAAGGGCUUCUUCGACCCCAACACCCACGAGAACCUCACCUACAUGCAGCUCCUCCGCCGCUGCGUGCCCGACCCGGACACGGGGCUGCUCAUGCUCCAGCUGAUGGACAAGGGCUCCGUGCUCUACCAGCUGACCGAGGACGCCCGGAAAGCCCUGCAGGCUGCCCGCACCACCAUCAGCGUGGGGCUCUUCCAGGGCCAGAGCGUCACCGUCUGGGAGCUCCUCUUCUCCCGCUACAUCCCCGACCACCGGCGCCAGGACCUCCUCCGGAAGUACAAGGCGGGGACAGUCACCAUCUCGGAGAUGAUCAACCUCCUCACCGCCAUCAUCACCGGGGCUGAAGGCCAGGGCCACGGAGCUGCCCUGGCCCGCAAGCCGACGGAGCGGGAGGCCCCACCGCCGGCCGAGAACGGCGAGGCCACCGACUCCCGGCAGGAGCGGGAGCGGGAGCUGGAGCUGGAGCGGUCCCUGAAGUCCCGCACUGUCGAGGUCUCGGCGGAUGGCUUCCACGGUAGGAAGGUCUCCCUGUGGGAGCUCCUCUUCUCCAAAUACGUCUCCGAGGCAAAGAGGCAGGAGCUGCUGGGGAAGGUCCGGGCCGGGAGCCUGGCGCUGGACGAGCUGGCAAGGCUCCUCACCGUCCUCAUCGAGGAGGCGGUGGAACGCAGCAGCAACGUGAAAUUCACGGGCCUCAGGAGGCAGGUGACCGCCUCGGACCUGGUGGACUCGGGCAUCAUCGACAAGGACACGCUGGCCGACCUCGUCCAGGGCUCCAAGACGGUGGAGGAGGUGAAGGAAAUGGCCUCCGUCAAGCGGUACCUGGACGGCACGGGCUGCAUCGCCGGCGUGCUGGUGCCCUCCAAGGCCGACCCCGCCAAGAUGGAGAAGAUGAGCAUCUACCAGGCCAUGUGGAAGGGCAUCCUGAGGCAGGGCACGGCCCUGGUGCUGCUGGAGGCGCAGGCUGCCACCGGCUUCGUCGUUGACCCGCUCACCAACAAGAAGCUCUCCGUGGACGAGGCCGUCUCGUCCGGGCUGGUGGGCAGCGAGCUGCACGAGAAGCUCCUGUCGGCCGAGAGGGCCGUGACGGGCUACACCGACCCCUACACCGGCGACCAGAUCUCCCUCUUCCAGGCCAUGAAGAAGGAGCUCAUUGUCAAGGAGCACGGCAUCCGCCUGCUCGAGGCCCAGAUCGCCACCGGCGGCAUCAUCGACCCCGUGCACAGCCACCGCCUCCCCGUGGAGGUGGCCUACCGGCGCGGCUACUUUGACCAGGAGAUGAACCAGAUCCUCUCCGACCCCACCGACGACACCAAGGGCUUCUUCGACCCCAACACCCACGAGAACCUCACCUACAUGCAGCUCCUCCGCCGCUGCGUGCCCGACCCGGACACGGGGCUGCUCAUGCUCCAGCUGAUGGACAAGGGCUCCGUGCUCUACCAGCUGACCGAGGACGCCCGGAAAGCCCUGCAGGCUGCCCGCACCACCAUCAGCGUGGGGCUCUUCCAGGGCCAGAGCGUCACCGUCUGGGAGCUCCUCUUCUCCCGCUACAUCCCCGACCACCGGCGCCAGGACCUCCUCCGGAAGUACAAGGCGGGGACAGUCACCAUCUCGGAGAUGAUCAACCUCCUCACCGCCAUCAUCACCGGGGCUGAAGGCCAGGGCCACGGAGCUGCCCUGGCCUGCAAGCCGACGGAGCGGGAGGCCCCACCGCCGGCCGAGAACGGCGAGGCCACCGACUCCCGGCAGGAGCGGGAGCGGGAGCGGGAGCGGUCCCUGAAGUCCCGCACUGUCGAGGUCUCGGCGGAUGGCUUCCACGGUAGGAAGGUCUCCCUGUGGGAGCUCCUCUUCUCCAAAUACGUCUCCGAGGCAAAGAGGCAGGAGCUGCUGGGGAAGGUCCGGGCCGGGAGCCUGGCGCUGGACGAGCUGGCAAGGCUCCUCACCGUCCUCAUCGAGGAGGCGGUGGAACGCAGCAGCAACGUGAAAUUCACGGGCCUCAGGAGGCAGGUGACCGCCUCGGACCUGGUGGACUCGGGCAUCAUCGACAAGGACACGCUGGCCGACCUCGUCCAGGGCUCCAAGACGGUGGAGGAGGUGAAGGAAAUGGCCUCCGUCAAGCGGUACCUGGACGGCACGGGCUGCAUCGCCGGCGUGCUGGUGCCCUCCAAGGCCGACCCCGCCAAGAUGGAGAAGAUGAGCAUCUACCAGGCCAUGUGGAAGGGCAUCCUGAGGCAGGGCACGGCCCUGGUGCUGCUGGAGGCGCAGGCUGCCACCGGCUUCGUCGUUGACCCGCUCACCAACAAGAAGCUCUCCGUGGACGAGGCCGUCUCGUCCGGGCUGGUGGGCAGCGAGCUGCACGAGAAGCUCCUGUCGGCCGAGAGGGCCGUGACGGGCUACACCGACCCCUACACCGGCGACCAGAUCUCCCUCUUCCAGGCCAUGAAGAAGGAGCUCAUUGUCAAGGAGCACGGCAUCCGCCUGCUCGAGGCCCAGAUCGCCACCGGCGGCAUCAUCGACCCCGUGCACAGCCACCGCCUCCCCGUGGAGGUGGCCUACCGGCGUGGCUACUUUGACCAGGAGAUGAACCAGAUCCUCUCCGACCCCACCGACGACACCAAGGGCUUCUUCGACCCCAACACCCACGAGAACCUCACCUACAUGCAGCUCCUCCGCCGCUGCGUGCCCGACCCGGACACGGGGCUGCUCAUGCUCCAGCUGAUGGACAAGGGCUCCGUGCUCUACCAGCUGACCGAGGACGCCCGGAAAGCCCUGCAGGCUGCCCGCACCACCAUCAGCGUGGGGCUCUUCCAGGGCCAGAGCGUCACCGUCUGGGAGCUCCUCUUCUCCCGCUACAUCCCCGACCACCGGCGCCAGGACCUCCUCCGGAAGUACAAGGCGGGGACAGUCACCAUCUCGGAGAUGAUCAACCUCCUCACCGCCAUCAUCACCAGGGCUGAAGGCCAGGGCCACGGAGCUGCCCUGGCCCGCAAGCCGACGGAGUGGGAGGCCCCACCGCCGGCCGAGAACGGCGAGGCCGCCGACUCCCGGCAGGAGCGGGAGCGGGAGCUGGAGCUGGAGCGGUCCCUGAAGUCCCGCACUGUCGAGGUCUCGGCGGAUGGCUUCCACGGUAGGAAGGUCUCCCUGUGGGAGCUCCUCUUCUCCAAAUACGUCUCCGAGGCAAAGAGGCAGGAGCUGCUGGGGAAGGUCCGGGCCGGGAGCCUGGCGCUGGACGAGCUGGCAAGGCUCCUCACCGUCCUCAUCGAGGAGGCGGUGGAACGCAGCAGCAACGUGAAAUUCACGGGCCUCAGGAGGCAGGUGACCGCCUCGGACCUGGUGGACUCGGGCAUCAUCGACAAGGACACGCUGGCCGACCUCGUCCAGGGCUCCAAGACGGUGGAGGAGGUGAAGGAAAUGGCCUCCGUCAAGCGGUACCUGGACGGCACGGGCUGCAUCGCCGGCGUGCUGGUGCCCUCCAAGGCCGACCCCGCCAAGAUGGAGAAGAUGAGCAUCUACCAGGCCAUGUGGAAGGGCAUCCUGAGGCAGGGCACGGCCCUGGUGCUGCUGGAGGCGCAGGCUGCCACCGGCUUCGUCGUUGACCCGCUCACCAACAAGAAGCUCUCCGUGGACGAGGCCGUCUCGUCCGGGCUGGUGGGCAGCGAGCUGCACGAGAAGCUCCUGUCGGCCGAGAGGGCCGUGACGGGCUACACCGACCCCUACACCGGCGACCAGAUCUCCCUCUUCCAGGCCAUGAAGAAGGAGCUCAUUGUCAAGGAGCACGGCAUCCGCCUGCUCGAGGCCCAGAUCGCCACCGGCGGCAUCAUCGACCCCGUGCACAGCCACCGCCUCCCCGUGGAGGUGGCCUACCGGCGCGGCUACUUUGACCAGGAGAUGAACCAGAUCCUCUCCGACCCCACCGACGACACCAAGGGCUUCUUCGACCCCAACACCCACGAGAACCUCACCUACAUGCAGCUCCUCCGCCGCUGCGUGCCCGACCCGGACACGGGGCUGCUCAUGCUCCAGCUGAUGGACAAGGGCUCCGUGCUCUACCAGCUGACCGAGGACGCCCGGAAAGCCCUGCAGGCUGCCCGCACCACCAUCAGCGUGGGGCUCUUCCAGGGCCAGAGCGUCACCGUCUGGGAGCUCCUCUUCUCCCGCUACAUCCCCGACCACCGGCGCCAGGACCUCCUCCGGAAGUACAAGGCGGGGACAGUCACCAUCUCGGAGAUGAUCAACCUCCUCACCGCCAUCAUCACCAGGGCUGAAGGCCAGGGCCACGGAGCUGCCCUGGCCCGCAAGCCGACGGAGUGGGAGGCCCCACCGCCGGCCGAGAACGGCGAGGCCGCCGACUCCCGGCAGGAGCGGGAGCGGGAGCUGGAGCUGGAGCGGUCCCUGAAGUCCCGCACUGUCGAGGUCUCGGCGGAUGGCUUCCACAGUAGGAAGGUCUCCCUGUGGGAGCUCCUCUUCUCCAAAUACGUCUCCGAGGCAAAGAGGCAGGAGCUGCUGGGGAAGGUCCGGGCCGGGAGCCUGGCGCUGGACGAGCUGGCAAGGCUCCUCACCGUCCUCAUCGAGGAGGCGGUGGAACGCAGCAGCAACGUGAAAUUCACGGGCCUCAGGAGGCAGGUGACCGCCUCGGACCUGGUGGACUCGGGCAUCAUCGACAAGGACACGCUGGCUGACCUCGUCCAGGGCUCCAAGACGGUGGAGGAGGUGAAGGAAAUGGCCUCCGUCAAGCGCUACCUGGACGGCACGGGCUGCAUCGCCGGCGUGCUGGUGCCCUCCAAGGCCGACCCCGCCAAGAUGGAGAAGAUGAGCAUCUACCAGGCCAUGUGGAAGGGCAUCCUGAGGCAGGGCACGGCCCUGGUGCUGCUGGAGGCGCAGGCUGCCACCGGCUUCGUCGUUGACCCGCUCACCAACAAGAAGCUCUCCGUGGACGAGGCCGUCUCGUCCGGGCUGGUGGGCAGCGAGCUGCACGAGAAGCUCCUGUCGGCCGAGAGGGCCGUGACGGGCUACACCGACCCCUACACCGGCGACCAGAUCUCCCUCUUCCAGGCCAUGAAGAAGGAGCUCAUUGUCAAGGAGCACGGCAUCCGCCUGCUCGAGGCCCAGAUCGCCACCGGCGGCAUCAUCGACCCCGUGCACAGCCACCGCCUCCCCGUGGAGGUGGCCUACCGGCGUGGCUACUUUGACCAGGAGAUGAACCAGAUCCUCUCCGACCCCACCGACGACACCAAGGGCUUCUUCGACCCCAACACCCACGAGAACCUCACCUACAUGCAGCUCCUCCGCCGCUGCGUGCCCGACCCGGACACGGGGCUGCUCAUGCUCCAGCUGAUGGACAAGGGCUCCGUGCUCUACCAGCUGACCGAGGACGCCCGGAAAGCCCUGCAGGCUGCCCGCACCACCAUCAGCGUGGGGCUCUUCCAGGGCCAGAGCGUCACCGUCUGGGAGCUCCUCUUCUCCCGCUACAUCCCCGACCACCGGCGCCAGGACCUCCUCCGGAAGUACAAGGCGGGGACAGUCACCAUCUCGGAGAUGAUCAACCUCCUCACCGCCAUCAUCACCAGGGCUGAAGGCCAGGGCCACGGAGCUGCCCUGGCCCGCAAGCCGACGGAGUGGGAGGCCCCACCGCCGGCCGAGAACGGCGAGGCCGCCGACUCCCGGCAGGAGCGGGAGCGGGAGCUGGAGCUGGAGCGGUCCCUGAAGUCCCGCACUGUCGAGGUCUCGGCGGAUGGCUUCCACGGUAGGAAGGUCUCCCUGUGGGAGCUCCUCUUCUCCAAAUACGUCUCCGAGGCAAAGAGGCAGGAGCUGCUGGGGAAGGUCCGGGCCGGGAGCCUGGCGCUGGACGAGCUGGCAAGGCUCCUCACCGUCCUCAUCGAGGAGGCAGUGGAACGCAGCAGCAACGUGAAAUUCACGGGCCUCAGGAGGCAGGUGACCGCCUCGGACCUGGUGGACUCGGGCAUCAUCGACAAGGACACGCUGGCCGACCUCGUCCAGGGCUCCAAGACGGUGGAGGAGGUGAAGGAAAUGGCCUCCGUCAAGCGCUACCUGGACGGCACGGGCUGCAUCGCCGGCGUGCUGGUGCCCUCCAAGGCCGACCCCGCCAAGAUGGAGAAGAUGAGCAUCUACCAGGCCAUGUGGAAGGGCAUCCUGAGGCAGGGCACGGCCCUGGUGCUGCUGGAGGCGCAGGCUGCCACCGGCUUCGUCGUUGACCCGCUCACCAACAAGAAGCUCUCCGUGGACGAGGCCGUCUCGUCCGGGCUGGUGGGCAGCGAGCUGCACGAGAAGCUCCUGUCGGCCGAGAGGGCCGUGACGGGCUACACCGACCCCUACACCGGCGACCAGAUCUCCCUCUUCCAGGCCAUGAAGAAGGAGCUCAUUGUCAAGGAGCACGGCAUCCGCCUGCUCGAGGCCCAGAUCGCCACCGGCGGCAUCAUCGACCCCGUGCACAGCCACCGCCUCCCCGUGGAGGUGGCCUACCGGCGCGGCUACUUUGACCAGGAGAUGAACCAGAUCCUCUCCGACCCCACCGACGACACCAAGGGCUUCUUCGACCCCACCGACGACACCAAGGGCUUCUUCGACCCCAACACCCACGAGAACCUCACCUACAUGCAGCUCCUCCGCCGCUGCGUGCCCGACCCGGACACGGGGCUGCUCAUGCUCCAGCUGAUGGACAAGGGCUCCGUGCUCUACCAGCUGACCGAGGACGCCCGGAAAGCCCUGCAGGCUGCCCGCACCACCAUCAGCGUGGGGCUCUUCCAGGGCCAGUGCGUCACCGUCUGGGAGCUCCUCUUCUCCCGCUACAUCCCCGACCACCGGCGCCAGGACCUCCUCCGGAAGUACAAGGCGGGGACAGUCACCAUCUCGGAGAUGAUCAACCUCCUCACCGCCAUCAUCACCGGGGCUGAAGGCCAGGGCCACGGAGCUGCCCUGGCCCGCAAGCCGACGGAGCGGGAGGCCCCACCGCCGGCCGAGAACGGCGAGGCCGCCGACUCCCGGCAGGAGCGGGAGCGGGAGCUGGAGCUGGAGCGGUCCCUGAAGUCCCGCACUGUCGAGGUCUCGGCGGAUGGCUUCCACGGUAGGAAGGUCUCCCUGUGGGAGCUCCUCUUCUCCAAAUACGUCUCCGAGGCAAAGAGGCAGGAGCUGCUGGGGAAGGUCCGGGCCGGGAGCCUGGCGCUGGACGAGCUGGCAAGGCUCCUCACCGUCCUCAUCGAGGAGGCGGUGGAACGCAGCAGCAACGUGAAAUUCACGGGCCUCAGGAGGCAGGUGACCGCCUCGGACCUGGUGGACUCGGGCAUCAUCGACAAGGACACACUGGCCGACCUCGUCCAGGGCUCCAAAACGGUGGAGGAGGUGAAGGAAAUGGCCUCCGUCAAGCGCUACCUGGACGGCACGGGCUGCAUCGCCGGCGUGCUGGUGCCCUCCAAGGCCGACCCCGCCAAGAUGGAGAAGAUGAGCAUCUACCAGGCCAUGUGGAAGGGCAUCCUGAGGCAGGGCACGGCCCUGGUGCUGCUGGAGGCGCAGGCUGCCACCGGCUUCGUCGUUGACCCGCUCACCAACAAGAAGCUCUCCGUGGACGAGGCCGUCUCGUCCGGGCUGGUGGGCAGCGAGCUGCACGAGAAGCUCCUGUCGGCCGAGAGGGCCGUGACGGGCUACACCGACCCCUACACCGGCGACCAGAUCUCCCUCUUCCAGGCCAUGAAGAAGGAGCUCAUUGUCAAGGAGCACGGCAUCCGCCUGCUCGAGGCCCAGAUCGCCACCGGCGGCAUCAUCGACCCCGUGCACAGCCACCGCCUCCCCGUGGAGGUGGCCUACCGGCGCGGCUACUUUGACCAGGAGAUGAACCAGAUCCUCUCCGACCCCACCGACGACACCAAGGGCUUCUUCGACCCCAACACCCACGAGAACCUCACCUACAUGCAGCUCCUCCGCCGCUGCGUGUCUGACCCGGACACUGAGACAACGCAGAAGAUGAGUGGACCUCCUCAGAACAACAAGUCAAGCAACAUAGGAAGUAACCUGAUGGCAGGUGGACACAAAGAGAUGGGUGGGGGUGGGAGUAACUUCAUAGCUGGAGUUUUCAUCCAGGCCAUGAAUAAGAAGAUGAGUAUCUACGACGCCAUGAUGAGGGGGCUCCUGACACCAGGUACAGCCCUGGUGCUGCUGGAGGCACAGGCUGCUUCGGGGUUCCUCGCCGACCCUGUGAGGAACGAGAAACUGUCGGUGAAAGAGGCACUGACUGCAGGACUCGUAGGCACAGAUUUUUACGAGAAGCUGCUGUCGGCAGAAGGAGCUGUGACAGGGUACACAGAGCCGUACACAGGGCACAAGAUCUCCCUCUUCCAGGCCAUGAAGAAAGAGUUCAUCGUCAAGGAGCACGCUGUCCGCCUGCUCGAGGCCCAGAUCGCCACCGGCGGCAUCAUCGACCCCGUGCACAGCCACCGCAUCCCCGUGGAGGUGGCCUACCAGCAUGGCUACUUUGACCAGGAGAUGUGCCAGUUUCUUUCUAACCCCAAGAAUCAAACAAGAAGUUGCUUCGACCCCAACACGCAUGAAAACCUCACUUAUACACAGCUCCUCCGCCGCUGCGUGCCCGACCCGGACACGGGGCUGCUCAUGCUCCACGUGAUGGACAAGGGCUCCGUGCUCUACCAGCUGAACAAGGACGCCCGGAAAGCCCUGCAGGCCGCCCGCACCACCGUCAGCGUGGGGCUCUUCCAGGGCCAGAGCGUCACCGUCUGGGAGCUCCUCUUCUCCCGCUACAUCCCUGAUCACCAGAGAGAGGAGCUGCUGAGGAAAUACAAGGCAGGGACAGUGACCAUCCCAGAGAUGAUCACCAUCCUCACCACCAUCAUCACCAGGAAGGAUGAUGAUUCCCCCAAAGAAGAACCAUGGGAAACAGCCUUGAAAACCACAGUCGUUGACAUGGAGGUCGGAGAGUUUCGGGGCCACAAGGUCUCUGUGUGGGACCUGCUCCACUCCAAGUAUAUCCCUGAGGAGAACAGAAAGGAGCUGCUGGAGCUGUACCAGGGAGGGGUGUUAACCCUUGAGCAGGUGAAAACCGUUGUCAGCACUAUUGUCACCAAGGCUGAAGCAGCAAAGGCAGAGCAAUUGGCAAAUGGGAGUCGUCCAAGAGCAGAGUCGACAGUUGCAGAAGCUGAGCACACCCACCUGCAGGAGGACAGGACCUGGGAAGAGACCCUGAAGUCCACCACCGUUGAGAUGUCAGUGGAUGACUUCCAGGGGAGGCAGGUCUCCGUGUGGGACCUGCUCUUCUCCGACUACAUCCCUGAGGAGAAAAGGCAGGAGCUCCUGGAGCUGUACUGUGCAGGGACAUUGGCCUUGGAGCGUUUAAUAAUUGUUGUCACCACUCUCAUUAAGAAAAAAGAAUCUACAGGCAGGAAGUUCCUAAUUGCAGUCAAGACUUCUGACAAGGACACUGUGUCAGCAGCAGGAGAGAAGGAUGAUGACUCCCCUGAAGAAGAACCAUGGGAAACAGCCUUGAAAACCACAGUCGUUGACAUGGAGGUUGGGGAGUUUCAAGGCCACAAGGUCUCCGUGUGGGACCUGCUCCACUCCAAGUAUAUCCCUGAGGAGAACAGAAAGGAGCUGCUGGAGCUGUACCAGGCAGGAGAGUUAACCCUUGAGCAGGUGAAAACCGUUGUCAGCACUAUUGUCACCAAGGCUGAAGCAGCAAAGGCAGAGCAAUUGGCAAAUGGGAGUCGUCCAAGAGCAGAGUCGACAGUUGCAGAAGCUGAGCACACCCACCUGCAGGAGGACAGGACCUGGGAAGAGACCCUGAAGUCCACCACAGUUGAGAUGUCAGUGGAUGAGUUCCAGGGGAGGCAGGUCUCCGUGUGGGACCUGCUCUUCUCCAGCUACAUCCCUGAGGAGAAAAGGCAGGAGCUCCUGGAGCUGUACCGUGCAGGGACACUCACCAUUCAGGAACUGGUCAGCACCGCCAGCAGCAUUGUGACAAACAGCAAAGAAAGGCAUCUUGCAACCCUUCCCCAGCAGACAGUGGAUCUCCUCCAGUCUGAGGGCUCCUACAUUACUUUUGGCCAGUUCCAGGAGCAGAAGGUGUCAGUGUGGGAGCUCCUCUCCACCAAGCAGGUCUCCGAGUACAAACGAGAGGCACAUCUCGACACUUACGGCACAGGAGGGCUGACCGUGAACAAGAUCACCAUCACCACCACCGUCAUCACAGGCCCACAGCGUAAGAAGAGACACCACCAGGACCACUAGCACCACCCACCCCAGAAGAGGAGCGAGCUCUGCCUCCUGGGGCAGGCACGGCCCGGGCGCUUGUGAGAGUUUGCUCUCCACAUAACUGAAUUAUGGGCAAGGAAAGAGC